This is a messenger RNA of Fimicolochytrium jonesii, 288 nucleotides long. RefSeq lists its product as uncharacterized. The transcript is spliced from 3 exons. The record is from RefSeq and is a predicted model, not a curated record. The coding region runs from base 1 to 288 and encodes 95 amino acids. NCBI's taxonomy places the organism in Eukaryota, Fungi, Chytridiomycota, Chytridiomycetes, Spizellomycetales, Powellomycetaceae.
AUGUGGUGCAUGCAGUAUUUCAUCAUCCUGUUCCUAGUCCCCUUCCCCCGCGCGCCCAACUUCUUCCUCCUGGCGUAUCUGUUCUGUCUCUUCAUUUCGCAUAAGCCAUGUCUAUACUGCUCACUGGUCAUCUUUGCCCUCCUCGCCUCCUCGUGCAAUUACUACACGCCUGUGAGCGGCGAGGAAGACCGCGGGCGGUGCUGGGUUGAGCUGGAUCCGCAGUUUUUGUUCACGGGGCGGGGGAGGGAGCCGUGGGGGAUGGCGGGGAGUUUGGGGGUUUUGGGGUGA